Molecule: messenger RNA, 1081 nt
Organism: Brassica oleracea var. oleracea
Lineage: Eukaryota; Viridiplantae; Streptophyta; Magnoliopsida; Brassicales; Brassicaceae
Product: transcription factor bHLH34-like
Exons: 5
Coding region: 79-969 (296 amino acids)
Biological process (GO): regulation of DNA-templated transcription; intracellular iron ion homeostasis
Molecular function (GO): protein dimerization activity; DNA-binding transcription factor activity
Source: RefSeq, a predicted model, not a curated record
GACACACACAGUGCUUUGUUGUGCGUCUCUCUCUCUCCUGACGAUUUGCAGACUCUCAAAUUCUGCAUUCAAUCUCUAAUGAUGUAUCAAUCAAACGAAGACGACGACGAUCUUCUCGCUUCCCUUUGCUUCGAUCAAAGCAACGGAGGAGAAGAUCCUUACGGGUUUAUACAGACAGAUCAGGAAACCCUCUUUCCUGAGUUUGAUGUGAAUUUGCUUCCAGAGGAAGAACAAGUAUGUAACAUUGGAGAUCAGUUUGAUGCCUUUAGUGGAAACCUUGAUAGCAACGGUUUAGGACCUUUUGGUGGAUCAUCACAACUUGAUUUGGGGACACAUCAAGUGUGUAGCUUUAGAGGGACAGCGACUCAUGUACAGCAGGGACAAGCGUGUUGCCCCGUGGUGGAGAUUAAUUCUUCAUCAUCUGUUGAAAUUGUUAAGGAAGAAUUUGAGGAAGAAUGCUCAAGAAAAAGGGGACGAACUGGACCAUGUAGGAAGCCAGGAACCAAAGCCUGUCGUGAGAAAAAAAGAAGGGAGUUGCUAAACGACAAGUUCAUGGAUUUGAGCUCUGUGUUGGAGCCUACAAGGACUCCAAAGACUGAUAAACCAGCAAUUCUCGACGAUGCAAUCAGGGUAGUGAAUCAGCUCAGAGGUGAAGCUCAUGAGCUUAAAGAAACCAACCAGAAGCUUCUAGAAGAGAUCAAGAGUCUCAAGGCGGAGAAGAAUGAGCUAAGGGAAGAGAAGAUGGUGUUGAAGUCAGAUAAAGAGAAGAUGGAGCAACAGAUGAGAUCAAUGGCGGCGGUUCCAUCUCCUGGUUUCAUGCCCUCUCAUCCAACAGGUUUCCAUCAGAAUAAAAUGGCGGUUUACGGAAGUUAUGGUUACUAUCCAAACAUGCCAAUGAUGCCAUACCUACUACCUCCUUCGCAGCGUGAUACUUCUCAAGAUCAGAACAAUUGCUCUAAAGCUGCUUAAGCUUCCUUUCACAAUCACUUUGGAGUUUUGUUUCCUUCAGAUGAUUCUUUGUUAUUAUACUUUUGCAGUUACCUAUUUUUUUGAAUAAAAAUGUGUGAGAAACUUGUGAAUU